Messenger RNA from Paramisgurnus dabryanus, 1334 nucleotides. Its product is annotated as pleckstrin homology domain-containing family F member 2-like. Gene Ontology annotation, biological process: endosome to lysosome transport; endosome organization. Lineage: Eukaryota; Metazoa; Chordata; Actinopteri; Cypriniformes; Cobitidae. Gene Ontology annotation, cellular component: early endosome. The record is from RefSeq and is a predicted model, not a curated record. Gene Ontology annotation, molecular function: phosphatidylinositol binding; metal ion binding.
AGGAAGGAUCAGCAAAUUUACUGUAUAGCUUCAAGAACGAAGACACUGCAAGCAGACACAGAAUCUCUUUUCCCAUUAUAUUUUCCAAUAUUCCACCAAAUUCAGACAUCCAUCAGAAAUGGCAGUACGUCAGACCUUUUCGAAAGUGAAUCAUGAGCGCAUCCAGGCUGUGGAGAGUACCUUCAGACGCUCUGGAAAGCCUCUUCAAAUGCCUGGCCGUAUCCUAGUGGGAGAAGGUCGCUUGCUAAAGGUUUGCAGACGUGGACCCAAACCCAAGGUGUUCUUCCUCUUCAACGACGUCUUGGUCUACGGCAGUAUUAUGUUGCCUGGCCGCUGGAAUAAGAAAAAGCAGAUCAUUCCUCUGGAUGAGGUGCAGCAGGAAGAUCUGAAAGACGGAGAGGACAUGGCUAACCAGUGGCUUAUUCGAACACCACGUAAGUCCUUCUAUGUGGCGGCAGCAUCGCCUGAGGAAAAGCAAGCAUGGAUGGAGCACAUUGAGCGGUACAAGGCCCUGCAUUUGCGAAACAAGGGCCGUACUAUUGACAGAACUGCCAAGAGAAACUUGGCUGCUGCCUGGAUUCCUGACGACGCCACCGAAAUUUGCAUGCGCUGCUCAGAUCGAUUCACCGUUGCUAAUCGGAGACACCAUUGCCGGAUGUGUGGCUUUGUAGUAUGUGGAGCUUGCUCGAAGGACCGGGCCUUGCUACUCAAUAUCUCCUCAAGGCCUGUGAGAGUCUGCUGGCAUUGUACUGAUGACCUUGAGGACCAGGGUGAAGAAGAGAAGAGGCAGAGAAGUGCCAAUGCAAAGAAAAGGAGAAAGAGUUAUUUGGAUGUGUCUGAGAGUUCCAGUGAAGAGGACCUAGAGCAGGACAGCGAGUAUCAAGUGCCCACCAAGUGGUUGAGUACCCUGCAACUUAAUGAUCUCCGCUACUGCUACACAAAACCUGAGUAGAAAAACCUUCUCUCACUGGACUAUGAACUGAAUAGAAGAAAAUAAAAGAGCGCCUAAUGUUAUUGUAAACUAUGCUGGAAUUAAUCAUGUAUUACUUCAGCCCAAACAACAGACCGGGACAUAUUAGUUUUUUUUUCUGUUAUUUUGGAAUAUAUUAAAGUAUUUUGCACUAGAGACACUUCUGCUAUAUGUGUUUUGCACUGUUGAGUUUUAUAAAUGUUUCUAAUACUUUGUGUGCGUGCAUGUGUGUGUGCGUGCGUGUGUGACAUUGACAAUGACAAUUGCAUUGUUUAGCAAAUGCUGUGAACUUUAAUUUGUCUUGCGAUUGUAAAAUAAUGUAAAUAAAUGUAAAAUAUUUGUACUUUAAAUAAACUGGAUAUUA